AUUACAAAAAACUUGUAAAUAUCUAGAGGCCAUACGAGAAGUCACAUAGGAGGACAGAUGGUGUGUGCAUGAGUCGGUGGCACAGGCUCACGCCAAAAACUGCGCCUGACGGCCACUCUCUGUUCUCUCUCUUUUCUCCCUCUCCCCAGUCUCACCACUGCAAAACUAGGCUCUGUGCUUUGCGGCAGACUGGUGAAGGAUGGAGACUUCCACCACCAUCACCGACUUAGACGCCGACUCUCUGGCCGAGUGUGGGCGCUACCUCGACCUCCAAGACCUCUCCAACAUGGCCAUGUCCUGCAAAUUCCUCAAAACUGUUGCCUAUUCUGAUUCCAUCUGGCAGCGUUGGUUCAGUGAGCAUUGGCCGCUGCAAAUGCCGUCUACUUUCUCCCAAGCUUCUGGGGUGAGGGAAUCCUACUUGGCUAGGCGCACAGCUUUGAGGCAGUUCAAGUUUGUUGAUCCACUAGCUGCUCAAUUCCAUACAGAUGCCAAGCCUUUCAACCAUUUAUUAUUGGACAAAAAUAAUGACAUCAUUUUUUCCCAGGGUUCAGUGAUCCAAAUAAUGAAGAUGGGUAGCAUUUUUAGUGGAAGAGACUUUGUUGUCACCCUAAAUGAUCAUAAUGCAAGAAUUACUUGUAUGAGAUUAUUUCCGCUUAGUGAAACAUCUUUAUUUCGAAGUGAGACACAACGAGAAGAAAAUGUUUUGGUAACCUCAAGCUGUGACCACUCCAUUCGUCUAUGGUGGAAGGGUUCUUGCCAGCGGUGUUUUAGAGGUCAUAAUGGCCCAGUUUCCACUCUUUCAGAUAAAUUGCUGGGUGAUGGUAGUGGCAAAGUAUUUGCAAGUGGAGGAGAAGAUGGUACAGUUCGACUUUGGUCCCUUAGCUCAAGUGGGAAACGUGGCCAGCAGGCUUUAAAGGCAACUCUUUAUGGGCAUGCGAAACCUGUAAAAUUGAUGACAGUUGCUGGGCAUAAAACUUCUCUUCUGGUGACAAUUUCGAAAGAUUCUAAGGUGAGAGUUUGGGAUACAACUACAUCAUCUGCUGUUCGUUCUUCAUGCUGUGUGGGAAUGACUUCUGUUCUUGGUGCACCUGUGGACAUGAAAUGUUAUGAAUCAUUGCUUUUUGUUGCUGCUGGUUCCUCUGUUUCCACAAUUGAUUUGAGGACGAUGCAAAGAGUUAUCACUGCUGCAAUUGGACAACAUGAAGUGUAUUCAUUUGAUAUUUUGCCCUCAAAAUCCUUGAUAUGCACAGGUGGAGAUGGCAAAGCGAUGCUAUGGGACAUUAGGAAAAGUCAGGAGACUCUUAAACCAGAACCAGUGAUCGAGGUGGAUGGGCACACGGGCCCAGUAACGCUCUUGCACAUGGAUCCAUACAAAAUUGUUACAGGAGGCCCUGAGGAUGAUCACGUUAAUGUUUGGGAGCUGGACACUGGGACACAAACAAAUACUUUGGCUUGCAGUUCAGAUGAGGGACCAAAUUCCAACCCUGGGUGUUCUGCCAUGGCCGCUGAUGGGUGUCGGAUUGUCACUGCUAGCUGUGGUACAGAGGAUGGGCUUGUAUGGUUUAGGGACUUCACUGAUGCUACAUGCCCUGUUUCUUCUUCACAUGAAGAUAAACCCGCCUCAAAAUUUUGGGAUCCUCAAUGCUAUGGUGAUACCGAAAACUCUGAUGACUGAAUACAUAUCUUGUUAUUUUCUCUGAACAUCACCAAGCUUUUCUCUACUUCCAAUUCUCCGUUUAAUUUUCAUUUUGUGUAGAAGGAUGAAUGCUUGGGUAAAGGCAAGAGGGUCUCUGCCAUUUUGUCUAUCAUUAUAAUAGAAGGCUAGUAAGGCUGAGUUGUUUGUUGCUAAUGAUUGUUUAAUCUUGACCUGAAUCCCUUUACCAAAACUGUGUUCCCAUGUAGAUGAUAUCUGGCUUGAGACUCGGAGAAUGGCUCUCAUGGAGAAUUCUUUUUAUCCGAUUAGUAAAGGGUAUCUGGAUCCUGAGAAAUUGUGUGAAACAGGGGAAGAGAAUGAGGAAAAGAAAUAAAAGAGAGAAUAGGUUUAAAACUUUGAGCAUUUGUCUUCAUUUUACUAAAUUUAUUUUCUAUUAGGAAUGAAGUAGAAAGAAAUUGAUCACUCUAGGGUUUAGGGUUUUGAUGUUCUAAUGGCUCUAAGUUUGCUCAGUUUUAUUCACAUACAAAUUGAAGUUAGGGUGUGUUUGGUACAAAGUGAGAAUGAGAAUGAAAAUAGGAUUAGAGUAUGUUUGAUGAGAAAGAAUGAGAAUGAAAAUAGGAUGAAAAUGAAGAGAAAUCAUAAUACCCAGGAUUUAUUUUCAUAAUCAUGAAUUUUUUAAACAUACUUUUAUUUUUAAAAAAAUAAUCCUAACACAUUCAAUAUAUCUCAUUACUAUUCUCUAUUCAAGCAUUCCACAAUUGCCAAGAAUAAAAGCAAAUCACAUGAGAAUUCUAGAUGGGGUUUUAUCCUGAAGACCCCAAACCAGUACAACAUGAAGUGCCCUUGCAAAGGGACUCCCAAAAUCUUGCCCUUCCAGCAGUGGCUAGUGUUUCCAAUCCUUCAACACACUACUUUACCUUGAAAGCUUUUGAGAAUUUCAUAUUUCAAUCAUUUGAUUUUGAAAAAAUGGGACCAAUUAGAAGGAAUAAGUCUUAAAUUAAGUAGGAAGAAAUAAAGGUUAAAUUCAAAAAAAUAAAAUCCAAUAGAAUUGUCAUCAAAUAUAAAGAAAUAUGAUUUUGACUCUUAUUGAUUGCUUAUUUAGGCAAGCCAAACAUGCCCUUUGCCAGUAGCUGGUGUUCUUCAGAAAUGACUGCAGGCGCUUUAGCCCCAAAACCUUAGAAGAGUCCACGGAACCAGACCCACCACUACAAAAUGGCUACCACCGCCGGCGCUGCUGCCGCCGUGCUUCUCCUUCUUCUCACUGCUACCACUACCAUUUCCUUAUCGUCUCCGAUCCUGGGUCUGGACUCAUUCCUGAGCCAACAAUCUCGGUUGGAUCCACAAGCCACCAACGACUCCUUCCUCUCACUUCCCUCCCACCUCAGAAAAACCCUCUUCUCCGCCACUACCCAUCAUCGCCACCUCAUCUCCUCCCUCCAACUCUCCCUUUCUGUCUCCCUCCAUGUCAUCCUCGUCGGCCCUUCAUUUCCAUCGGACGCGCCCUCUCUUCUUUCCUCUUUCCUCUCCGCCGUCUCCUCCUCCGACCACUUCCACGUGAUCUCCCCCUUCUCCACAGACCACCGCCACCUCACCAAACACUCCCUCCACCUCGACGUGUCUCUCUCUCCUCCCUCCCUCUCUUCUCAAGUCUCCGAUGCCCUUCGCUCCCAAAUCUCUAAUACGCCCAAUUCCCUCCGAUCCUCUCUCAUCUCCAUCCCCUACGCCGCCGUCGACAACAUCAUCAGACAACACUUCGAAAAGGAGAAACCCCAUCAAGAGGUGUACAUCUAUUUGCUCAAUUUGGGUCCUCAAUCCAAAUCCUACGCCUACAACUACGGAUCCGGCGAGUCCUCCCCCGCCUUCACCAAGUGUUUCGGCAGUCUCUGGACCGGAAAAGAUCGGUACUUGUGGGUGGAUUUGGCUGCCGGGCCUGUGGACUACGGGCCGGCGUUAUCCGGUGAUGGGGUUCUGCCCAGAGGCGAGUUUCAUCCUUUGGCGUCGUUGCACGGCCGACCCAAGUCGCAGAAGGCCUUGCUUGCGGACUUCGCAUCAUUGGUCUAUAGCGCCUAUCAGGUUCUUGUUGUGCCCUCCUUGAGAAUUCCUGUGCCUUUUGAGAAUUCAUUGAUUGUUCAGUUUAUACAUGUUCAUGGGGACUUGAAUAUGGACUCUAAUGGGUUGGAUUGGCAAUCAAUAGAGAGGACUUUUAUGGAUGAGGUUAAUGACGGUGGAUUAUUGUUGGGGGAUCAGUCUUUGCGGUUUAAGACUUAUGAGUUGAGAUAUGCUGAUUGCGCCAUCUGUUCUUUCGCAAUUUCGAGGUCGACUAAUUCAUAUACUUCGAGGUUCUUGUUUGAUAACUAUACUUUGAUUGUUAGUGAGUAUUUGGACUCUAAGCGUUUGCAUCAGAUAUUGUCGGACUCGGCUGAGGAGUUUAGGAGAUUUGCAAACAUACCGGAAGAGGACUUUGGUAGGGUUCUGCCGGUUUAUGUGUUUGAUUUGGAUCACAAUGCACUGUUGUUACUUGAUCGGUAUCACCAGUCUGUUGCUUUUAAGGAUAUGGUUAUUGCUGUUAGAACAAGGAAUACGCAGACUGUGAGUGAUUAUAGUUGUAAUGGGCGCCAUAUGUUUACUCAAACACGAGAGCUUGAGAGGCCACUGGUUGGUUCAAUCCUGCAGAGUAUGUGGGGAGUGUCGCCGACCCAUUUGUCAUGGAGUCCAAGGCAUAAUAGCACUUUAGUUGAUUAUACAUGGAGUGUUGGACAGACUCCUUUUGGGCCAUUCUCGGAGACCUUAUCAUUGUCCUUUGUGCAGAAAGAUGCAGCCCGGAGAAACAUUCUUCUGACAUCAUUGAAUUACAGCCUUACAAGUGCUAUUGAUGUCCUAGAAUCCAUAGCUGCUCAUGGCGGGGAAAGGAAUCUUCUUAAACAUAAUCGUCAUGUUGAGUUUGUACAGAGGUGGAACUUAUUCAAGUACAAGUUAGACAAAGCAGUUUCUUCAUUGUCUCAUUUCGAUUUUGAAAUGGCUUUGUAUUUCUUGAGGUCUUCAGAUCAUGAUCUGUAUGCAAUUCACUCUCUUGUUUAUCAUGCAUCACAAGAAAUGGAGGCAUCGCUGGUUUGUUUCAAGGACCCCCCAUUUCCGUGGGCUUCAUUUUCUGGAUCUGUAGUAGUUGUUUUUGCUCUCUUUUAUGUUUAUACAAAAAGAGACAAACUUUUUAGAAACAAAAGGAAGCAAUUUUGAAGGCUUUUGAUGGAUAAGAACCUUGUAACAGUUGAAUUCAAUAUGACAUAUGUAUUUCUGUGAGAGGUAACUUACAAGCUCGGAAACCAGUAUUCAGUUUGACUAGAAAUGUAUUGCAAUUAGAACAAGCAUUUUGCAUUAUUUCCUAUUUCUUCUCAAGCCUCACCGAAUAUUUGUUUGGUUCA
Molecule: messenger RNA, 5073 nt
Organism: Vitis vinifera (wine grape)
Lineage: Eukaryota; Viridiplantae; Streptophyta; Magnoliopsida; Vitales; Vitaceae
Exons: 8
Coding region: 200-1675 (491 amino acids)
Molecular function (GO): protein binding
Source: RefSeq, a predicted model, not a curated record